AUGAAGUUCGCCUCUGCUUUACUAUCUUUUCUCGCAAUCGCCACCUUGGGAUCGGCCGCUCCGUCCCCGCGUCCUGGCCGCGAUGGCGGUGACAACGACCGUUCCUCGUCCUCUCAUUCGCAUACUCGCACACGCACGCGCGGAUCAGGCCCGCGGACUUCCUCCUCCGAAGAUAGCAUGAUGCCCACAACAUCAUCGGCGUCCUCCACGCAGACAUCUGCUUCGUGUGCAGACGGUGUCACUUCGAGCGCGACCUCUACGUCGACCUCUGAAGCGGCGAAGUCAACAUCCAAAACCGGAUCUGGAUCUGCGGGUGAAGCAGAUGCGGUUGGCGCGCUGUACUUCACGACGAAUAACCCCGAUACGAACAACAUCAUCGUCGGAUCCAUCUCCUCGAAUGGGAACGUCACUUUUGCGCAUGCCGUAUCGACACAAGGCAAAGGCGAGCACAAUAAUGAUGGUGGACGUACUGGCGCGGAUGCGACGUUCAGCAAUAACCUUCUCGUCGUGCAUGACUCCAAGCGGCUGCUUGCGACGGCUAAUACGAAGAGCAACACCGUCGUGCUCUUCGAGAUUGAUGCGAAGGAUGCGACGAAGCUCACGAUGCUCGGUGCCCCAGUGGAUUCGGAGGGCGACUAUCCAUCUUCGUUGGCGUUCAACGCGGCGGGGGACAAGCUCUGCGUCAUGAACGCCGGUGAAAGGGCUACAAUAUUCUGCUACGACGUCGCCGAAGAAGGGUUACAACCUCAAGCGAGCUCAUUACGCGAUAUACCGGGCUACAACCAAACUGCGCGUGUUCCUUAUGGACCCAGUAACACCGCGAGCGCUAUUUCAUUCACUGAAGACGGCUCCGCGCUCGUCGUGGCCGUCAAAGGCACCCUCUCCCCGCCCUCGCCAGGCUUCCUCGCAGCUUGGCCCGUCGAAUCGGACGGGAGCCUCGCGCAAAAUCCCACGGUCAUUGAGAACGUCGAUGGAAAGGGACUUAGCUUCAGCUUAACACCCGUACCCGGACGCAACGCUUUCGUGAGCGCGGACUUUGCGAGCGCUGUGGAUGUUUUCGACUUCAGCGGGCCGUUGGCGGAUGUGAGUGCGAGGGAGGGUACGACGAGCGUGGAUAUUGAUGGGGAGUUAAGUCUAUGCUGGAGCACGUAUAGUGCUGGCGUGGACCGGUAUUAUCUUGCUGCACCGCCCAGUGCGCUCGUUGUGGAAGUUGAGCUUGAUGAGAAGUUGAAACCGACGGUCAUUGCCAGGCAUACCGUGGUGGAAGGUUCAGCGAAUGUUGACCUCGUCGCGGCCAACGUGAAGGGCAACAACUUCAUCUUCACACUCCUGACGAACACGCUUGGCGUGGCGGUUCUUUCUAUUGACGGACCCGGACAGACCAGUCUUGUCGGUGUAACGGAUUUGAAGGAUGUUCUGGCGGACGCCGGGGCUCCCAUCCGGCCCAACUACAUGCAAGGUCUGGCGGUGUACAUCAAGCCGUGA
Messenger RNA from Peniophora sp. CBMAI 1063, 1485 nucleotides. The record is from the annotation of a GenBank genome assembly. Lineage: Eukaryota; Fungi; Basidiomycota; Agaricomycetes; Russulales; Peniophoraceae.